This is a messenger RNA of Astrephomene gubernaculifera, 1590 nucleotides long. NCBI's taxonomy places the organism in Eukaryota, Viridiplantae, Chlorophyta, Chlorophyceae, Chlamydomonadales, Astrephomenaceae. The record is from the annotation of a GenBank genome assembly.
GCCUUAACAACUUGAAAGCCUUCUAGCCUUCCCUUGGUGUUUACCGGUAAUCAUAGCACCUUUACCUUUCAAGUACUUGUUUGCGCCGACACUUAUGGCUUUAAGCAUACCAAACAAUGGGACGAUUGAGUAGAAGUGCACAACAAAUAGAGUCGUUGUGUACAGCCGCAGAGGCCAUACUUGCGCGCGGCAGUAAACUCAGUGCUAAGGUCUUGUUGAACGAAGUUCGUGGUAACCCACAUUGCACUGACUUGACUUAUAGAUCUGCCAAUAACUUUCUACAUAGCAACAAAGUUGGGCAGCAGUAUAUGCGCCCUUCUCCCAACGACAAUAGUCUUCCACCAAAGAAGCGAUUAAGAUGGACUGCUGUUGACGAGGCGGCCUUUCAGGAAGCGGUUGUUACCAUCCAGUCGACCAGCAAUAAACUGACUGCUAGCAAUACUGCAAAGGAGCUGAAAGGCAGUGCAGCUUCAUACGACCAACUUCGUUACCGUCUUCGGAAAUUGACAGUCGCUAAGCACAACAUUGAAGAAACGCCUGAUUUGGGUGUUGUUGGCAGCAGGAGUAGAGAUGAAGAGUUUGUUAAUGACUGUUUAAGCAUUCGGUUGUGGAGGUCACGGACAGCUUGUACAACACCCUCUGUGAGCCAUGGGCAACAGCCCUGCGGCAAGCGGCUCCAGGUUUCCGAGGACUCGACCUUCACGUGCUCGGUCCACGGCAAGCUCAAGGGUGGCCCCAGCACCUUUAGCAAGUACAUCCUCACGGGCUUGGCGCCCGACUGCAGCGUGGAUGGCACCUCGUACAGUGUGGAGCUCCACUUCCACGACAUGGCCAUCCAUCGGUUCCUGGGAUUCCCGGCUGGCAAGGCCAGCGCGAUCAAGAUCAGCAGCGACCGCAAGUACGCCAAGCUGGUCCUGACGCCCCUCCUGAGCCUCUCGGAUGGCACUCUCAUCAUCCGGGACGCCACCCUGCGCACUUACAACAACCACUCGUACAUCUACAUCCGUGAGUUCCAAAAGGUCGCGGAUGAAGAUGCGGGUGACGCCCAUGGCAGCCAGCACGCUGCCGCCUCGGAGGAGGCCGCCGCCAGCGAUGGCUCCAUGGACUGCUCGGACAGCGGCCACCACAGUGGCGCCGUGGACCUGGCAAGCAGUGAGGAGCAGCAGCACACGGCGAGCGGGGACGAGGGUAGUGAUGGCGUUGGGGGGGACACGGACGAGGAUGUGUCCGAUGUAGAUGACGAGGAGGACGAGAGGGCCAGCAGCAGCAGCAUGGCGGCGUCGGAAGAUCCCGUGGAGGACACGGACACUAGUUAGGGAAGCAGUGAUGAGGAUGGGGAUGCAGAUGGAAGUGGCUCUGCCUCGGAGGGUGGCGAGGAGGACACUGACGAUGACAGCACCUAAAUGCAUGCACACAACAUCCUAGGGCCCGCCUGAGCGGCUGAUGGAAUGGGUGUUGGGCACAUGCAACUAGGCGGGGGUGGUGCUGCGGGUACCGGGCAACUGACAGCUAGGACAAAGGGGGGAAGGGCCCGAACCUGUACCUGUACUGGGAGGGUGGAUCACACGCCGUUGGCGAAAGAAAUAUUGG